CAGACGAAGCAGUGAGUGGUGCUUUCGAUUGCUUGCUCCGGAGAUCGCAAGACAAAGGAGACGGCAAUCUUAUUUAACGAGCACGAAAGCCCCUGCACUGCCCUCCGUUAGCUCAUUGAAACACUUCCAAGGGACAUAGCCAUCGGGAGGUACAUCAUUCUCUUGAAGACGGUCCACUAUUGUCUGCCAACCUCCGCCUCUGUACUGAGUCCCCUGCAGCUGAGUGAUGUCAACAGCUGCCUUAAUCACUUUGGUUAGAAGUGGCGGGAACCAGGUGAGAAGGAGAGCGCUGCUGACCUCCCGCCUGCUGCAGGACGAGCGCCGCCUGCCGGCCACCUGCCACAGCUCCACCUCAGAGCCCAGGUGUUCUCGAUUCGACCCCGACGGCAGUGGGCGUCCGGCCACCUGGGACAGUUUCGGGAUCUGGGACAACCGCAUUGACGAGCCAAUUCUACUGCCCCCCAGCAUUAAGUAUGGCAAGCCGAUCCCCAAAAUCAGCCUGGAAAACGUGGGCUGCGCCUCGCACAUUGGCAAACGGAAAGAGAAUGAAGAUCGAUUCGACUUCGCCCAGCUGACAGAUGAGGUCCUGUACUUCGCUGUGUAUGAUGGGCACGGCGGACCCGCAGCCGCUAAUUUCUGCCACACCCGCAUGGAGAAAUGUAUUCUGGAUUUGCUUCCUAAGGAGAAGAACUUGGAAACUGUGUUGACCUUGGCUUUUCUAGAAAUAGAUAAAGCCUUUGCGAGUCAUGCCCACCUGUCUGCUGAUGCAAGCAUUCUGACCUCUGGGACUACUGCAACAGUAGCCCUACUGCGAGAUGGUAUUGAACUGGUGGUAGCCAGUGUUGGGGACAGCCGAGCUAUUUUGUGUAGAAAAGGAAAACCCAUGAAGCUGACCAUUGAUCAUACUCCAGAAAGAAAAGAUGAAAAAGAAAGGAUCAAGAAAUGUGGUGGUUUUGUAGCUUGGAACAGCUUGGGACAGCCUCACGUAAACGGCCGACUGGCCAUGACGAGGAGCAUUGGAGAUUUAGAUCUCAAAGCCAGCGGAGUGAUAGCCGAGCCAGAAACAAAGAGGAUCAAGCUGCACCAUGCUGAUGACAGCUUCCUGGUCCUCACCACAGACGGAAUCAACUUCAUGGUGAAUAGUCAAGAGAUCUGUGACUUUGUCAAUCAGUGCCAUGAUCCCAACGAAGCUGCCCAUGCAGUGACUGAACAGGCGAUCCAGUAUGGCACUGAGGAUAACAGUACGGCCGUCGUAGUGCCUUUUGGCGCCUGGGGAAAAUAUAAGAACUCUGAAAUCAACUUCUCCUUCAGCAGAAGCUUUGCCUCCAGCGGGCGAUGGGCCUGAUUGCUGGCCAGGACUCCACGAUUCUGUGCAAUACUGUUUAACUAAGAAUGUCAAGAAACUGAUCAAAUCACAAAUGCUGUCUGUACCAGUGACCCACCAGAUCAGUAUACAAGUCAGUGUAAACCUAGUAACUAUUUGCAUAGUGAUUUUUUAUGAAUAAUCAUAUUUAUGAUCAAAUGUACAUGCCUAGUAUGCAAAUAACUAUAACCAAGCUAGUGUGAGCUUCUAAGCAAGCAAAUGAAAAGUGGUUUCAGUACUUUCAGUGAGUGUUCAAUUUCUAAUCAUUAAGACUCUUAGGCAGCUAUUUGUUUCUAUCGAUUAUUUUUGUUCUUAAUUCAUUUGAAAGGUUCUUCAAGUUCAACACUAGUCAGUUUGAAUUUUGACGACUAUUCCGUGUACUGGCUGCAAGUGUUUAUUUUUGAUAACUGUGCCAAGGAGUAAAUGUGAAAACUGAGUUAUCUAUUAUCAUAUUUUGUAUACUAGGCCACUUACAAUAACAGUAAUUGUGCAGCAGAAAUCGAUUCAGAUACUAUAUUGCCAAAUCAUGCAUAUUUAUAAACAGUGCAUUUGUGUAUUUCAACUGCAUCACCAGAGUCCCCCUUCCCACUCAAUCCUAUUUUUCUGUAAUUGUAAAUUUUAUAUAGAUUUGACUCUACUAUCAGAAAAGAAGACACAGGCUAAGGGUCUUCCAGUCAAAAUUAUACAAAGUUAAAUACUGUGGUAUCAAGUAUUUUGUAUAGUUUCCAAAUAAGUUGGUGUUCUGUGUUUUGUAUAUAUGUUUAUAUCACCUUUUGUAUAGAGUAAGCAAGCUGGCUAAUUUGUUAGUAAAAAAAAAUACCACAUUGACCCACAGUGCCACAGACAAAGCUUAAGGUUUAUGUCUCCUCUUUGCUCAUUUCUAAGACUUACAAGGAAGGAUAUGUCUGAAACAAACAUUAAAACUGUGUAUUUCAGCUUGUUAUAUAUAGCUUAGGCAUGUGAAACUAUUUACCUGCAUGUAAGUUUGCUGUUAAAUGUGAAUUUGUACAUGUAUGAUUGGAAUGAUAUCUACAGUUUAGUUCUGCAGACUCUAAAUUUGUCCCGUGUGUGUGGGUGUGUGUACAUAUGUAUAUUUUGGAGUAAUAUAAAAUUAAAGGGAACAAUCUUGCAUAGCUCCUUCACCAGUUAACUAUCUUUAAAUUAUUCUGUAUUUAACUCUGAAGACUCUUGAUAAACUGAGGCAGUUCUGUUAAGUGCAGAGCCAGUGGUUAUCAGCAGGUGAGGAAACAGAUUUUAGGAGAUAUUUUGUGGCACAUAAUUUGUCUGGAAAACCCAGGAACAGGGCCAGAAUCUUGAUGCUACAUUUCUAGAUGGUCAUUUGCAUAUAAAAUAAUAUGAUAAAAAUGACUCCUAAGAAUGAUAUGGAAUUUUAUAUAGAAACAAAAGAAAAACAAACCAAAAGGAGAACUUUGAUAGAGAAUGUACUUUCAACUCUUUUUUCAGGAUUGACUUUUUUUCUUUUCUGUAAGCUUCAUUUUUAGGUUUAUUAUAAGAAAGAGGGCCCAAUAUAAAUGCUCAUGCCUUUUCACCUAUGUGAGAACAGAAGAAAAUAAAUUUUCAAUUUUCCUGCCAUCUUAAACAGGAAUGUCAUUUGAAAAAAAGUGCUAAAUAUUUCGAUUUUUUUUUUUCAAGGCAUUUAGGUGAAAGGAGGAAAACCAUUAUGGGCAGGAAGAUGUUCUCCUGCUCACUGUCUGUGAGGCCAAGAGCCCAAGCACAGCUGGGAAUCGGCUCGCUCUUUCCAAGUCAGGUCUUCCAACAGAAGUGUGGAAGCCACAUUUAGGAGUUUGGAGAAUUUCUAACCAAACAAAGGAAAGUGCUAAAGCUCCAAGAUGACAUUCUAAAGAUGCAGGUUUUGGUUUUGUGUGAAUUUUUCACAUUGCCAUCCCUCCCUCCUUUACCUUAAAAACUAGUUAGGAGUGAUGUUGGCAUGUUCAAAGGACUGAGGGCCAUGGAUGACUGCAGUGGUUGCCAGUUCUGAGGAAGGGGAGUUUGUAGGAGGAUGACUGGGGUGGAUCUGAGUAGGCUGCACCUGGAAAAGUGAGUUAACCUUGACAAAGCAUAGAGCAUACUGGUGUUUAUGGGUUUUCAAGCCAUAAUGUUAAAGUACAAUUUAAAAUGUAGAUUAUUAAAAUCUGUAAAACAUAAGCAUGUGUGUCUUAGGUUUCUAAGUCUAUUACUAGAAAUUAUGCAAAUAGUAAUAAAAAGAAAGGACUGCUCUAUAUAUAGCUGUUUCAUUGUUACUGUGAAUUUCCUAUGUGGAUAUAAGCAUGGUAUAAAUUAUAUUACUGUAAUAAAACACAUUGAUUGUA
This is a messenger RNA of Oryctolagus cuniculus (rabbit), 3693 nucleotides long. It is a transcript of the gene PPM1K, whose product is annotated as protein phosphatase, Mg2+/Mn2+ dependent 1K. Gene Ontology annotation, biological process: protein dephosphorylation. The record is from RefSeq and is a predicted model, not a curated record. Gene Ontology annotation, molecular function: protein serine/threonine phosphatase activity; cation binding. Lineage: Eukaryota; Metazoa; Chordata; Mammalia; Lagomorpha; Leporidae.